UCCCUCAUAAGAAACCACUCAAAACUUCCAUCCUCAAAAGUCAAAACCGGAGAGCCCCUCCUAGCACCCGUUGCCGGUCAUCUCCUCCGCUGCCGCCACCAUGUCCGGUCAUCUCCACGCAUCCCAAUUCACCUCCCCCCGCCGCCUCCUCGACCAUCAUCUUUCCGACCUUCACAAAUGCUCCGACCGUCACCGCCUACUCCAACUCCACUCUCAAAUCUUUCGUCUUCACCUCCACACUAACCCCUACAUCGCCUCCAAGCUCAUCGCUUCCUACUCCCUCUGCCUCCUCCCCUCCUCCUCCGCCGCCGUCUUCAACCUCGUCACCGAACCGACCUCCCAUCUCUUCAACACCCUCAUUCGGGCCUUCGCCCAAAACUCCCUCCCCUCCCACUCCUUCGCCACCUUCUUUCGCAUGCAGCUUUCCUCCAUUAAAGCCGACUCCUUUACCUACCCUUUCCUCCUCAAAUCCUUCUCCGGCUCACUCCGCACCAUCGAGCUCAUCCACGCGCAUAUUAUUAAGCUGGGCUUCCUCUCCGACACCUUCGUUCCCAAUUCGCUUAUCGAUUCCUACUCCAAGGCCGGCGAAGCGGGCUCAGCCGGUAAAGUUUUUGAUGAGAUGUCUGUAAAAAAUUUGGUAUCGUGGAAUUCAAUGCUCGCUGCGCUUGCUAGAGCAGGGGAUGUGUGGGGUGCACGAAGGUUGUUUAAUGAAAUGCCUGACAAGGAUAACGUGAGCUGGAACAGCAUGUUGGAUGGUUAUAUAAAGGCUGGUGAAAUGGAUGCAGCGUUUGAUUUGUUUUGCAGAAUGCCUGCAAGGAAUGUGGUGUCUUGGUCCACUGUGGUGUCGGGUUAUUGCAAUGAGGGAGACAUGGAGAUGGCAAGCAUGAUGUUUGAUAAAAUGCCUGUUAAGAAUGUGGUUCCAUGGACGAUAAUGAUAUCUAGUUAUGCUGAGAAGGGCCUCGCUAAAGAGGCUUCGGCCUUGUUGGAUCAAAUGGAGGAAGCUGGCUUGGAACUCGAUUCUGGUGCUGCUGUUAGCAUUCUUGCUGCGUGCGCUCGGUCGAAAUUCCUCGAGUUGGGUAAGAGAAUCCAUGAUACUGCCAGGAGGAAAAAAAUGACUUUUACUACUCAAAUUAGCAAUGCAUUGAUUGAUAUGUAUUCAAAGUGCGGUGAUUUAGAUGUGGCAUGGAACAUCUUUGAAGAAAUGGAAGAGAAGGACUUGGUCUCAUGGAACUCUAUGCUUCAUGGCCUUGCUUUGCACGGGCAUGGUAAGAAAUCUCUGGAACUGUUUGCUAGGAUGGAGGAGGAAGGGAUAAUUCCUGAUGGUUUUACCUUCGUUGGAGUGCUCUGCGCUUGUACUCACCUAGGGCUCAUCAAAGAGGCUCGUAGAUAUUUCAGCAGUUUGCAGAAGGAUUAUGGGAUUGUUCCCAGGAUUGAGCACUAUGGAUGUCUUAUUGAUAUUCUUGGGCGAGGAGGUCUUCUAAUGGAGGCUUACAGCCUUGCCAAGUCGAUGCCUUUGGAGCCUAAUGCUGUAAUAUGGGGAAGUAUUCUCAAUGCUUGCAGGUUUCAUGACAAUGUAGGCAUUGCGGAGAAGAUUACUGAUGAAUUGCUAAGUCUGGAACUAUCAGAAGAAGGGAACUUUGAAGUUAUUUCGAAUAUAUAUGCAGCAGCUGGAAGAUGGGAUGGUAUAGCUGAGGCUAGGUUAAAGUUGAAAGAUUUUAACAGGCAUAAGGUGGUAGGAUCAAGGCGUAUUAAGAUCAAUGAGGCAGUGCAGGAGCUUGCUCUGGAAGAGGGAAUUCACCCUCAGGCAGAUAGAAUUCUCAGGAUGCUUAAUAGGCUGGGAAAGCAUUUGAAGAAACUUGGAUUGAUAGGUAAAGGAGAUACUUCCAUGGCUUUUGUAAGUUCUCAUUGAUGCAGGCUGGAGCAAUAUUUUUGUGAGCUGGAGUUUUGGCUGAAAGUGAAUCUUUACUGCUGAUGAGAUUCUGCCAAUGUGUUAUGAGGAAGAUGGGGAGAUAUAAAAAGCACAGUUUGGUGAGCUGAAUCUGCAAAGUGUUAGUUUCAGUUUUCUAUUAUUAGGGAGCUUGAUUCAUGUCCUGCUCCAAGAUCAGAACUUUUCUGAGGUCAACAAGGAUCAUGUUUAUUCAUUGCUGUGACUGAAACUGAAAUUGCUGAAACUUUAAAGUGCUGGCUAUUGAAACUAGCCUCAUCAAUAUCAGUUAAAAUGAUUCAGGAUAUUUUUUGUAAAAUCGAGAGGUGAAUGCAGAUUGAAAUUCGGGAGGAUGCCCUUUGUAUAUUAAAAGGAAUGUGAAAUGAACAUUUGAGGUUUCUGCAUGGUGGACCAGCAAACGCAGUAAGUUUCAAUCAAAUUUAGUUAUGAUCAUUUAAAAUGUCUGCUAAAUGGCACUUUAAAUGUACUAAUUAAAUCUGUGAAUAUUAAUUGCAUUUAUGCUAAUCUGUUGAUCAUAAU
This is a messenger RNA of Phalaenopsis equestris, 2464 nucleotides long. RefSeq names its product pentatricopeptide repeat-containing protein At3g29230-like. Lineage: Eukaryota; Viridiplantae; Streptophyta; Magnoliopsida; Asparagales; Orchidaceae. Gene Ontology annotation, molecular function: RNA binding; protein binding. The transcript has a single exon. Gene Ontology annotation, biological process: RNA modification. The record is from RefSeq and is a predicted model, not a curated record. The coding region runs from base 101 to 1909 and encodes 602 amino acids.